Messenger RNA from Scedosporium apiospermum, 1488 nucleotides. RefSeq lists its product as uncharacterized. The record is from RefSeq and is a predicted model, not a curated record. NCBI's taxonomy places the organism in Eukaryota, Fungi, Ascomycota, Sordariomycetes, Microascales, Microascaceae. The transcript has 5 exons. Gene Ontology annotation, molecular function: chloride channel activity. The coding region runs from base 1 to 1488 and encodes 495 amino acids.
AUGGGCGAAGACGCUGGCCAUACCGUGCCUCAGGGCGGCGGUGGCGGUCCCAAGGCGCCAACCCCAGCGCCCAAGCCUCCCACCACUCUGAAGCUCGACGACGUGACACCCAAGCACAGCGCCGAACACGCCAAGGCGGUCGAGGGAGACAUUCUUUCGCCUACGAUGCCGAUGACGCCGAAUCCCUUCCUCUCGCGAUCCAACACGCUCGACAUUGAUGAUUACUUUGUUGGACCUCGCGAUAUCUCGAAGCAUUCGAAAUGGCCCCUCUUCCUCCGAAUGCACGGCAGCAUUUUGCCCAAGAUGAUUAUCCCCCUUUUGUGGAUUGGUGCUUGGGCUACAACCAUUACCUGCAUUUCUAAGUUUGCCGCGGAUCUCGGUAUCAAUUCCGUCCUGCUUACCAUCACCGGUUUCGUCGUCGGUAUGGGUCUCUCGUUCCGAAGCUCCACGGCAUACGAGCGGUACGCUGAGGGACGCCGAUACUGGGCCCAGCUUACCCUUGCCUCGCAAAAUCUCGGUCGUAUCUUCUGGGUUCAUGCUCAAGAGCACGAUCCGGAUACGGAGAAGAGGAAGGCGCAUCUUCUCCAAGCCAUGACCUGUACCAACCUCAUCGUCGCCUUUGCAAUCUCCCUUAAGCACAAGCUACGAUUCGAACCCUACACCGCUUACGACGAUCUCGCCCACCUCGUCGCCCACCUCGAAACCUUCUCCGGAACCGCCACCGAAAAGGACCCGUCUAAGGCUGAGUUGCCGCGCAAGAACGCGUUCAAGGAGGUUGGCGAGUACCUCGGCAUUUCGUUCGCAGCGAGCAAUCCCCGCAAGAUGCUCAAGAAGGCCGAUCUUCCCCUGGGUAAUCUUCCUCUCGAGAUUCUCAACUAUAUUGGUCGAGUUAUCGAUAAGUUUAUUGCCGAGGGCAAACUGCCUGUUCCGAUGCAGCAGACUCUUGCUUACAACAAUCUCCUCGCCCUCAACGACGUCCUCACCGGCACCGAACGCGUCCUUAACACCCCCCUCCCCAUCGCCUACACCAUCGCCAUCUCCCAAAUCACCUGGGUCUACGUGAUGCUCCUCCCCUUCCAGCUCUACCCCGUCCUCAAGUGGGUCACCAUCCCCGCCACCAUCGCUGCCUCCUACAUUAUUCUCGGCAUCCUCUUCAUCGGCCGCGAGAUCGAGAACCCCUUCGGCCAGGACGUCAACGACUUGCCGCUCGAGCUGUUCUGCGACCAGAUCGCCACCGAGCUGGACGUCAUUGCGGCGCAGGCCCUCGAGCUCGACAACCUCAUGGAGCACGUCGAGAGCGGGAAGAAUCGCGUGUUGUUCCCGGUUAGCUCGGCGCCUUAUAAGAGCUGGAAGUUGAGGAGCGAGGAGAGGUUGAGGGAGGCGAUUAAGAAGAAGCCUUUGGCUACCUUUGAGGCGAGGUUUCAUCAUGUUGGGGAGACGGCUGAUGCGAGGAAGAAUGAGGCCGUUGUUGGCGAGACGAAGGUUUAA